Messenger RNA from Lepisosteus oculatus (spotted gar), 6628 nucleotides. RefSeq names its product synaptotagmin-6. Gene Ontology annotation, molecular function: phosphatidylserine binding; calcium-dependent phospholipid binding; SNARE binding. Gene Ontology annotation, cellular component: plasma membrane; exocytic vesicle. Lineage: Eukaryota; Metazoa; Chordata; Actinopteri; Semionotiformes; Lepisosteidae. The record is from RefSeq and is a predicted model, not a curated record. Gene Ontology annotation, biological process: calcium-ion regulated exocytosis; regulation of calcium ion-dependent exocytosis; cellular response to calcium ion.
CUUGCCAGUAAACACAGAACUGAUCUCGGAGGCAAUCGGGGAAUGAGAAGAGACUCUGAGUGCUCGUGUUCAGGGGAGAACUCCACUUUGGGAAUAGCACAGAUAAGCAAAGCAAACGACAUGCACUAAUGAGACUGUUCACUGCUGCAUACAGUGGCUUGUAGAGAAAUAGCCCUACAGUACUAGUUGCACAGAGAGCUAUUUAAAGAAAAACAUUUUUGAUUUGAUCUUUUUUGUGUUCCAUCUCAGGCAGAGUCAGAGCAUAGACAGUUCAGCAUACCCAUCUCCAGAAGUGUGCUUUUGAGAAGAAAAGAAGACAAACAGAAACUACUGUUUUUGAGGUUUUUGUUUUGGUGUGUGUGCUUACUUACUCUUUACAUGAAGUAAAACACUUCAUUGUCCAGAGAGAAAAAAGGAUGCCUUUUGGGAAAUGAGUGGAUCCAGGCAGGAUCAUGACAUAAUUUGCCAGAGGGCGGUUGGUCUGAUUGUUGACCUGUGUCAGAAGAAAAACCCAGGCCUGGAACCCAAAACUUGUCAGGAUUUCCUGCUGCUUCUGUCAGAGCAAAGCUCCAGCAUUUCUGAGUCAGACCUGUCGUUUGGCCUCCUUGCUGUCGUGGUCAUAGUGUGUGGCCUGGCCCUGUUGGGAGUCUUUGUUUUUGUCUUUUGGAAGCUGUGCUGGGUGCCCUGGCGGGACAAGGCUGUGUCGUCCGGCGCUGCUGUUCUGGCCCCCACCUACCCCUCCGGCGGAGGAGGAAACUGUCACAAAGGGAAAAUGGCCACGGAAAAGCUGAAGGACUCAGGUGCCAUGAACUUCCUGGAGGCGGCAGUGAAGAUCAGUCACACUUCGCCAGACAUCCCCGCCGAAGUCCAGCUCUCCAUGAGAGACCACUUCCUGCGGCGAACUCGCAUGCAGCGCCAGACCACUGAGCCAGCCUCUUCCACCAGGCACAAUUCAUUUAAGAGGCAUCUCCCAAGACAGAUGCAUGUAUCAAGCCUGGACCUUGGCACAGACCUUCUGCAUGUCGAUGAACAGCCAACAAGUAUAGGACGCAUCAAACCAGAGCUUUACAAGCAGAAGUCUGUGGAGGCCGAGGACUCUUCCAAGAACAGUGCUAAGACAUGUGGCAAGAUCAACUUUUCCCUCAUGUAUGACUACGAGAACGAGUCCCUUGUUGUGAACAUCCUCAAAGCCUUUGACCUUCCUGCUAAGGAUCUCUGUGGCAGUUCGGACCCCUACGUCAAGAUUUACUUGCUUCCUGACCGCAAGCGCAAGUUCCAGACCCGAGUCCACCGCAAGACCCUCAACCCAACGUUUGACGAGUCCUUCCAGUUCCCGGUACCAUACGAGGAGCUGAGCUGCCGGAAGCUUCACCUGAGCGUCUUUGAUUUCGACCGCUUCUCUCGCCACGACAUGAUCGGGGAAGUAAUACUGGAGAACCUCUUUGAGGCAUCAGACCUUUCAAGAGAGACAUCGAUCUGGAAAGACAUCCAGUAUGCCACGACGGAGAGUGUUGAUCUGGGAGAAAUCAUGUUUUCACUAUGUUACCUGCCCACUGCUGGCCGUCUCACACUCACAGUGAUUAAGUGCAGAAAUCUCAAGGCCAUGGACAUCACUGGCUACUCAGACCCCUAUGUGAAAGUGUCCCUAAUAUGCGAUGGAAGACGCCUGAAAAAGAAGAAGACGACUAUCAAGAAAAACACACUUAAUCCCACCUACAAUGAAGCGAUUAUCUUUGACAUCCCACCAGAGAGCAUGGACCAAGUCAGUCUUCUUAUCUCAGUCAUGGACUAUGACAGGGUGGGACACAAUGAAAUAAUAGGCGUGAACCGUGUGGGAAGCAACGCUGAAGGUCUCGGCAGGGACCACUGGAAUGAAAUGCUGGCCUACCCUCGCAAGCCUAUUGCUCACUGGCACCCGUUACAGGAAGCAAAGAAAUCUGUCAAAGAGUGGCAGGGUCGCACCGCCAGCUUUGACAGCCAGGGAUCCUGCCCCUCACCCAAGCCCCCAUCGACUCCCUGAAGGAGGACCAUGCCAGGGUGGGUUUGCAGACACUGCUCUACUCUUGCCAUCUUCUUGUCUGAGGACAAUUCCUUCUUUGUCAAUUGUCAUCCAACUUGAAGAGUCACAGGACAACACAAAUGGAUGGAAUUUCUGACUGAGAUCAAUUGCAUUUUGACAUGGUUACAAGAAACAUACAUUCAUCAUUCCUAUCUGGUUUUAAAACAAACACUUAACCCUCUUGAUUUUCCAUACAUAUGAAUGUAAUUACUUAAAGGUACCAUGCCAGUUUGUUGCCAGAGUGAUGUAUUUCCGAGGCAUGGGGCUCUUUAUAAUACUUAUGGUCUUUUCUAUAGCAUGGAGACACAGGGAAAUCCCAAAACACACUAGAACUACACAGGAAAUUACCAUUGUAGCUGACAGCAAAACAAAAUGGCUAAGAAAGGAAAUGUCUGAGAGAUAAUAAUUAAGUGUAGGUGAUCAAAAGUAGUAAUAUAUCUGCUUAUGUGUUGUGUCCACAUGCUCGCUAAGGUCUAAGCAAAUGAGGUAAAAAUAACCUCAACAUAAUGGAAACAGAAGGUAUAAGGAGCCCAGUAAUGCUUGGAACAUGCAUGUCAUCUUCCUAGAGAAAACAUUUCAUAAACAUGCUUCCUGCAAAUUCUGUUUAGCAAACCUCAGACACAGGUCUUUACCUCAUAAGUGGAAAAUUGUAAAGUCCAUCUACAAGCAAGGAAGAAAAACCAGUACCAGUUGAGAGAAAAAAAAUCAGAAAGUCUUCAAAUACAUAUACUGUAAGUGUAUAGUGUCAUUUCCAACUCAACUGGAAAAUAAAACUUUUUAACAGUCUUAGCACACAGGCAACAUGAGUUAAGGAAAGGAAGCACUAGUCCAUCAUACCUACAGUUUUUUAAUUAAAGUAACAUAUGCAAAACAAAGAAAAUAAGAUGCUGUUUUGAAAUUUCUAUAAACUCUUGUGAUCUAGUUCCCUAGACAUGGUUCGUUUUAAAACCUAAAGAGGUAGAAAUCCAAGUGAAAAUCCCAAGGAUUAAGAUCUGUUCAAUAUAUAGAAAACAGAGGGUAGUGUUUUGAGAAGAGAUCUCAAUGUCGAUUCACAUGAUCUCUCUUGGCAUUUAUAUUGUCUUUUUAAAUUUGUGCUGAGUGUUUGAUCUCAUUUUGUAUCUGGCUACCUUUUGCAUGCCCUGUAAGAUUUUUAAAUCUUAUUUUUUAAUCGGUUUAAUCAGUAUUGCUUAAACUGCCCUUAAAAUCAAGUUUUUAUUUAUUUACCUUGUGGAAUAAACCAUACUUAUUUGCUUUGAUGAUGAUCAUUCAUCCAUUCUCUACCAAUUCCACCUCUAUGGGCCCACUCCAGUCUGCUUGUCUUAAGGACAUUCCUUUACAGCCUUUCAUAAAACUUUAAAAGCAAAGAAAGCAAAUUCCCUGGACUGCUGAUUUAUAGAAUAAACACUCAUGUUUUAAUGUUUUAUUCACUGGACCCCUCGGGUUUCUUCACCCUUAUUCUUUCUAACUUGUUGUGGUUGUCAUAGGAGACCUAAUUUAGUUAGCAAAAUUCUCUGUUGUGUUUUUUUCCCCGUCAAAAUUGAAAUUGAAAACCUGUAUUAAUAGAUUCAAUAAUAGUGUUAGUCUUAUCAUAUACUUUUGAGAGUUUAACAAAAGAUAUUGUCUGGAAUUCAUUACUAGACAUUUUGCAUGUUGGCCAGCAACUUGCCUGACCCACACAGAAUCUGAAAUUUGCCCUGGAUGGUAUCCUUUGAUUCCUCUCCUUGAAGUUUCUGAUCUCUGGACUCCCCAAACAGACUCAUAAUCCUUGUACUGUGAGGUCCUGAUCUUGGGUGGUCAGGCAUACUGCUGCUGCUGUAAGCAAUUACAACAAACAGUAUGCUGCCCUGUUGUUCUGCACUUUGCAUGAAACUACUGAGCUUCUGUUUAGAUAUAGAGCACAGAAACUGGGAAUUUACACAAAAUAUUGUCCAAACAGAUUUAGCAAAUUGCUCCAAAUCACAGUUUCACAAUUUCAGAAAGACAACAUAAUUACCAAGUGAGAGAACAUAAUAUGGCCUUUCACAUUCUUAUUCUUAAAAAAAUUGUAUUCAAGGAAAAUAUCAGUUUGGUGGUUCAAUUAAUGAGUUUUAAUAAAUUUGUAGGAUAACGCUGAUGGUUUCUCCAGUUUCCAAUCUAAAAAGAUGUGUCCCUGUCUAUACUUUAUUAUUUUUACUAGCAAUAUUUUACUAAGCAUCUGAUCGUCUAGGUCAAUGCCUCCAUUUUAAAUGUAUUAUGUUGUAAAUUAAUUAUUUUAUUGCAUAUGAUACUUCUUGUUUUUGUUUUCUAUUAUCAUCAGUCUCACCCUAGAUAACAUCUAAAGUAUGCUACUGUUUUCUGUAUCCUUUGAAGAGUGGAGAUACUGCCAUUCCCUAUGGUGUUCUGCUAAAAACCUUUUCACAAAUGAGGUAUUCCACUAGUAUGUUCUGUUUUUGUAUGAAAAAUGCCAUGAAUGACAGGGAUUUGAGAUAAAAAAGAAACCCUUCAAUUUGAUCAUGCCUAUUGUGACACAGGCAUGAGUGCAUAGUAGGACAUUUCCAUUUACUCUAUGAAGCACAGCAGUUCAUACACAGCAUAAAGGAGUGGUUAGGGUUCUGGUUACUCAGCUAGAGGGUAAUUGGUCCAAAUUCUGCAAAACCUCACACAGAUUGUUUAGCAAAUGCCCUGCUUUAUACAUGGGUCUCCAUGUUGCCAUUUUAAAUGAGGAGUUGUAGAGUCACCUCAUGUAUAAAGGAAUGAAGAACAAUCACAUUAUACUGCAGAUUUCCUGUUUGGAGUUAAGAAACAAAUUAACACCAGAGUGUAUCAUUUCUUUAUUUGACCACAAUCAAAUGAUUUCAACAGAUAUUUUCAAAAGCAACAAAUACCAAAUUGUAUUUCUAACUCUUUUGCAGCAAACUGAAUAUUUUGAAUGGGUGGGUAUCUAGCAAGAUGCAACCCCCUCAUAAAAAAAGAAAUAAAGAUUUUUCUGUCUUUUGCAUAUUUUUGUACAACAACAAGCUGAAGCACAAUAUUAACCUUUUUCUGGCAUCUGGCUGUAAUGUCCUGGCUUCUGCAACUUGGUAUGCUGAUAGUGUUAUUUGUACAUUUUUAGUUGUAAUAUUGCAAAAAUGAAAUCAACUCAUAUUUUGGAAGGUUGGAGGUGUUAGUGUUAGAAGAGUCAGAAAUAGGUGCUCCACAGAGCUCACAAAUCAAGCUAUGAGAGUCAGACUUGCAUAAGAUUCUUUGUAAAUGUUUUCAAUUAGUUUACAUCAUUUCACAUUGCAAGGGGUGCAUACAGGAAGGAAGCACCUCUUGACUUUGCACAGAACUACAUGAAUUACUCAGCUUAGCCUUAGCUAUGAAAAAGUCAGAAAACGUUACUUUUCCCCCCAGAUCCAUUCCAGUAGUCCCUCAAUAAUUAAGGGCUGUCCCUAUGGCUGCUGAGAGGCUACAAAGUCAAGGUUGUUUGCCCCAUCUAAUCUGGGACAACUUUAGACACCUUUUUUCGUUCCCGGAUGUGCAGAUGCCAUCAGCUUUCUACUGUGAUAUCUAUAAAUAGGCAGCCACUUAGAGAAAAUGAAAUAGUCAGGGAGACAUCUCCAGUUAGCUGAAGUGAUCAAUGUUCACUUGAAUUUUAAUAUGAAACAAGUAGUCUGUUUAUGUACAUUUCCAGACUGUAGCAGAAAGGGUCACAAACAAUUGUCAGUUCUACACUUUAAAAAAGAUGGAGUACUUAUUUUAAAAUACGUGUUAGUGUUCUUUAUUACAUUAUAUACUAAAAUGUAUACACAUGUAUACAGGAUGAUCUGUGCAACAUAACAAUUAUGGAAUUUUUCAACUCUUUAUCUGUAACUUUCAGUUCACACAGAAUUUGACAAGUUGCAAUGUCACGAUAAUCUUUUUAAUUGUUUCCUACAGUACAUGGUGUUUGAUAAUGUUCCUCUGUUAAGUCAUUGUAGCAGAAAUUCUGUAGCUGGUUCAAUUGGCUUAAAUAAUUUGGCUUUGUUUCUGUUCAAGAUUGUUUAACUGUGCUCCAGUGUUUAUACUGUUCCUAAUGUUUUUUUUUCUUCUUCCAUGAAUUCAUGCAAAUGAGUAAUUUCCAGUUUUGUAUUGAAAAUUUCUAUUUGUAUCUAUAUAUGUUUUAAACCUUUCCCUAUGUUUUAAGGAUAGGGAAAUGUAACAAAUAAACCUUCCAAGUUCUAAUAGAGUGUUUCGGCGGGGUUUUUUCAUUGUCAGAUUGAGAACCCUUGACCAAAAUAAUGAGUAUAACACAUAAAUAAUAACAGAUAUGAUACACCUAAAGUACCAAAAGGCCACCUCUUGUUUGUCACUAUUGUUAUUUUUUUACAUAACCCAUUUCGAAAUAGGAACAUAAUUUUUGACUAAUAAUACGUACAGCAUUUACAGUAGGAAUCAUCAGUCUGCAGACAGACUGAGCAGAUCUGAAUGAUCCAUAGAGUGUGCGCAUUUCUCCUACUAGGAUGCAGUGGAUGCUGCCCUUUUAAUGAUUCAGUCAAUCGCCUAGUUUAAAAGAAAGAAAGACAGUAGUUUGUGUGCACACUUUGUUUGUUUUCUGUUAAAUCCAAGAAU